Messenger RNA from Aspergillus niger, 564 nucleotides. RefSeq lists its product as uncharacterized. NCBI's taxonomy places the organism in Eukaryota, Fungi, Ascomycota, Eurotiomycetes, Eurotiales, Aspergillaceae. The record is from RefSeq and is a predicted model, not a curated record. The coding region runs from base 1 to 564 and encodes 187 amino acids. The transcript is spliced from 3 exons.
AUGGCCGCUAUGGUCCCAACCAUGAUCGGGCUCAACCAAGCCAGUCAAAACAUGCGCGACAGCGAAGAUAGCCGGAAAGAAUCCAGUCGGAAACAACGCUGCCAUCUGUUAGUGAACUGCUCCGUGAGUCAGGGCACGACGGCACAGCGCGAACAAAUUCAUAAUGCGAUGGUGUAUGUGGGUCCUGAGAACCGACUCUACAUAACCAAAAACCCCAACCCUGAAACAAUGACCCCCUUCAACGGGGGUUUCUUCACACAUCCGCAAUUCCCACCGGAUAACACAGCCGGCCUCGUCACCAUCACAGGGGAAACGCCGCCCACGUUACGCUGGGUCUUCCUCGACGUCACCACGCACGAGGUGCGCUGGGGUGGGCGGGCCGAGAGCGAGGGCCAGGUGUGUGGGCCCUUUGACUGGACGAAGGACGAAUCCCGGAUUACGCUGGAGGGGUGGGAGGGGUGGUUGGCAGUAAGGUUUCCGGGAGUGGAUGAGGAGGGGGUUUGGAGGUUGUGGUUUGAUCGGGAUGAUGAUGGGGCUGGAUUGAAGGACUUGGAUUCAUUAUAA